AUGAAUCGACGGAUCCGUUAUUCUUCAACCUCUGGAGAAGAAACAGAUUACUUUGGUCGGAUCCCUUUUGAUAUCUUCAUCAGUAAUAUCUUGUCAAGAUUGCCGGUGAAGUCUUUAGGUCAAUGUCGUUGCGUAUCGAAGCUUUGGUCGUCCCGAAUUCGCUUUCCAAAUUACAACCAGUUGUUCCCGAUCAAGUCCACUGCUCCACCGCGGAUCCUUUUCACCAUCGAGUAUAAAGGAUACAUGAUCGUUAACCCCAUCACAGGAGAGUCUUUAAAGUUGCCCAACCUGAGUUUGGAGGAGGGUGCUAAGUCAGAGUGGCUAUUCGAUAAAGCAAAAUAUUCUUUUGGGUAUGAUCCAAUAGAGAAACAGUUCAAGGUAUUGUGUAUCACCUGGUUGCGUAGUAGUAGUUGUGGCUCACAUAACUUGUCCGAUGAUUAUCAAGUUCUCACGUUAGGGUCUGGAAAUAAAAAUCUCGUGUGGAGAAGAAAGAUCCAACGUUGCAAAAUUCAUUUUUCUUUAAACGGUGAUGCGAUAUGCAUCGAUGGUGUUUUGUACUAUCCUGUAGAGAUCUAUAAGGGCAAACGUGCCAUCCUUUGCUUUGAUGUUAGGUCUGAGAAAUUUAGUUUUGCCAAGAUUGAUGAAGACAUGGAAGAACGGAUGAGAUUAUUCACUUUCACUUUGAUCGACUACAAGGGUAAACUAGGUGUUUGUAGUUUUGAGUUUGGCGACAAUCUUCUGGAGGUGUGGGUUUUGGAGGAUGACAAGAGAUGUAAAUGGUCAAAGCGUGUUCACAGAGUCAUAAAUCAUCCGUGGUUGACUGUCGUACAGAAUAGAGCUAAUCGUGUAGGCAUUGCUGGAAUGACUGGUAGUUGCGAAAUUCUGUUAUACACAAGCUUCCCAGGACUAGAUCCCUUCUUCAUUUUGUACUACAACCUCGAGACCAACAUUCUCACAGGGGUUAAAGUUGAAGUUCCACUAAUUGAAAAGUUUCGUGGGCAGAGGAUUAACGUAUUUCCAAACUUUGUUGAGGAUAUGAAACUUAUGUAA
Camelina sativa (false flax) is the source of this 1050-nucleotide messenger RNA. Lineage: Eukaryota; Viridiplantae; Streptophyta; Magnoliopsida; Brassicales; Brassicaceae. The record is from RefSeq and is a predicted model, not a curated record.